UUGAUAAUCUAUAAAUUUUAAUUCAUCAAAAUAACAAAACUGACGUGUACCUAACAUAAAUAAUAAGAAAUUUUGUGUUAUAUGUAGUAUAAAAACACUAUGUCGGACACGGAGAGAUUGGUAAAUACUGAAGGAUCGGAGGGCGAACAAAGGUCGGAGGGCGACCGCCCAGCAACAUCGGAACGAGAAGCUUACUUCCAGGCUUUGCGACUAUGGAUUCAACAAGCGCAGAUGUAUCAAAACAUAUCGACAUGUUUCCCAUACUAUAUGAUGACUUUACAAGGACUCCAGAACAAUACAACAAAUGUUCCUCUAUUAAAUAAUAACUAUCAAUUUCAUGGUCAGAACUUCCCAUUCCAAGUCCCAAUUCAGGCUCGUCCUCCCGGAGACAACCAAGCUCAACCUGAACCAUUCUCACCAGCUGAAAAAUUUUUAAUAUUUGUAGUUAUAGCCAGACAUGGAGGCUAUGAAUAUGUGAUACCACCGCUAUAUAAAAGGAUGAUUGCGGAGUUUAUUGAUUUCUUGCUGCUCUUCAUUCUUAAAUUGAUUGUGACCUGUAUUGCUGUUGACCUGUUUGGGUUAAUUGACUUGGAUAAAUUUGAUUUCUACAAAUUCAGUGAAGCCUAUGAUGAUUACAAAUAUGCUUUGGAACUCACAACGGAACUCCUCUUCUUGGAAAUCAUUUAUAGGGCCCUGGUUUGCGUAUUCGAGGCUUUCUGCUUAAGUAGCAGUGUUGGGAGGACGGGGGGUGCUACACCUGGCAAAGCUCUUCUUGGUCUGAGAGUGGUGACCGCUUCUGCCAUAAUACCAGUGGAAGGUAGACCCCGCGAGACAGUUCUAUUACAUCCUGGCAAACCUUUAAGCUUCCUUCUAGCAUUAACGCGCUCCUUAAUAAAGAACUUCCUAAUCACCCUCUUAUUUCCCCUAUGCCUCAUUCUGUUUGUUUUCCGUCACAAUCGUACUGGUUAUGACUUAGCAUGUGGCGUUCUUGUUGUUGAAGAAAAUAUGUUCCCACCAAGGCGGCAUGCACCGUAACCAUAUAUAAUAGUUCCGUUAUCCUGGGUAGGGUUAAACCGAGUUCAACUCAAUAACAGCAGGUAAACAAAAAUUAUGUAUCUAAUUUGGAUUGCCAUAACAUUCUGUUAAAUUUGUAAAACAUUUUCAAAUGUGGUGUAAGCACCACACACAGUCUGUUUUAAACUUUUUACAUACUUAUUUAGAAAUAGGAUAAUCGAAGUAUGUGUUUAAUAAAGCAAUGAAUUUCAAUGUUAUUUAUGUUAAAAACAAUACCAAAUAUUAACGAAUAGGUCUUAGCGAGUCUAGGGUACUUUCAUAAUGUGAAGUAGUGGAUACUAUGGUUCGUGAUAUUACAAAUUAUUACUCUGUAAAUAAUUACUAUAAUAAAAUUUAGGUAUAUA
Molecule: messenger RNA, 1418 nt
Organism: Danaus plexippus (monarch butterfly)
Lineage: Eukaryota; Metazoa; Arthropoda; Insecta; Lepidoptera; Nymphalidae
Product: protein FAM8A1
Exons: 4
Coding region: 100-1035 (311 amino acids)
Source: RefSeq, a predicted model, not a curated record